CGGAUCGUGUUUAUCGAAUGUAACAGAUUGAACCAUGCGGUGGGCUAUACCACUGGUAGUGCUCGUGUUGGGUGCCUGUGCCCAAGAGAAACCAUCACCGAAACCAGUGGGUGUAGUGUACUUUAUUAGUUUUAUUAAUGAACCCAAAGAUGAACCCGAAUCAAUAGAAGGAAUCAGCAAUGAAAUCCCGGAAAAUUCCGAAAGGAAAAUCCAGCCCGGAAUUUUGUUAGUACAACCCAUUCCGGACACUGAGGCUUUGAGUGAUGGGGUUUACUUCCGGCCUGCGGACGGAAAACCUCUUGAAAAACCGGAAAAACUGACAACACUUUCGCGCCAAAGACGUACAACUUAUGGGAAAGGUUCCUACGGUAAAGGGGGCGGUAUUGGGGGCGGCGGUGGCGCCGGAUUCGGCGGCGGAUUUGGCGGAGGAUUUGGAGGAGGAGGAGGAGGUGGAGGCGGAGGCGGAGGAGGAGGUUUUGGAGGCGGCGGGGGCCUCGGUACUGGUGGACUUUUAGCUGGACUUUUGAGUAAAGGAUUAGGAGGCGGCGGUGGCAUUGGCGGCGGCGGAGGAGGAGGAUUUGGUGGAGGCGGCGGUUUAGGAGGUGGUGGCGGCCAUAGCGGCGCUGGAGGAAUUGGCGGAGGCCACAGUGGCGGUUAUGGAGGAGCAGGAGGAAUCGGAGGCGGCUACGGUGGUGCAGGAGGACUUGGUGGAGGAUAUGGAGGAGCUGGAGGCCACGGAGGCGGAAUAGAAGGUGGGGGCGGUCAUGGAGCAGGUCUAGGAGGAGGUGGCUCUGGUGGUUAUGGCGGUGGACACCUUGGAGGAGGAGAACUUGGAGGCGGAGGAGGAGGAAUAGGAGGCGGCGGUGGAGGAAGCAGUGCUACUAGUAGCGCCACCAGCAGUAGUGGUAGCUUCGGGGGCGGCAAAGGCGGCGGCAUUGGCGGGAUAGACGCCGGUUUUGACGGUUCAGGUCUUGGUGGCGGUGGCGCAGGACUUGGCGGCGGUGGAGGAGGCGGUUUUGGCGGCGGCAAAGGCGGAGGAUUUGGUGGAGAAGGUGGAUAUGGAGGAUCCGGUGGAUUGGGUGGCGGUAUUGGAGGCGGCAAAGGCGGAGGAUUUGGUGGAGCAGGCGGGAUUGGCGGAAGUGGAGGAUAUGGAGGUUCUGGAGGAUUAGGCGGAGGAAUUGGGGGCGGCAAAGGAGGUGGUUUUGGAGGCGGCAAAGGAGGAGGUUUCGGUGGCGGAAUCGGAGGGGGUGGAGGACUUGGCGGCGGUAUUGGAGGAGGCGGAGGUCUAGGAGGCGCUGGGGGAGGUUAUGGCGGACAUGGAGGAGAAGCGGGCUUUGGAGGAGGCGAGGGAGGAUUCGGAGGUGGCAAAGGCGGUAGCUUUGCCUCAAGUCAAGCGUCGGCGUCGGCGUCAGCAACAUCUUCCAGUUUUGGAGGAGGACACGGCAGCUAUGGUAAAUAAUUGAAAUAGUCCUACAAUCAAUUGUGUACUCAUAUUUUUGUAUUGUAAAAUUGUACUGAUAUAAGAUAAAAAAUAAACGUAAUAAAAAAUA
This is a messenger RNA of Tribolium castaneum (red flour beetle), 1550 nucleotides long. RefSeq lists its product as uncharacterized. NCBI's taxonomy places the organism in Eukaryota, Metazoa, Arthropoda, Insecta, Coleoptera, Tenebrionidae. The transcript is spliced from 4 exons. The record is from RefSeq and is a predicted model, not a curated record. The coding region runs from base 35 to 1459 and encodes 474 amino acids.